This is a messenger RNA of Rhincodon typus (whale shark), 2692 nucleotides long. RefSeq names its product lymphatic vessel endothelial hyaluronic receptor 1b (gene lyve1b). Gene Ontology annotation, biological process: cell adhesion. Lineage: Eukaryota; Metazoa; Chordata; Chondrichthyes; Orectolobiformes; Rhincodontidae. The record is from RefSeq and is a predicted model, not a curated record. Bases 57 to 899 code for a protein of 280 amino acids. The transcript has 6 exons. Gene Ontology annotation, cellular component: plasma membrane. Gene Ontology annotation, molecular function: hyaluronic acid binding; transmembrane signaling receptor activity.
AUUAAGGGUGGUGGUUCCUCUCCGCAGGCUUUUUUGUUUUAUUUGGAAAGUUAGAGAUGAACAAAUGGAGAAUUCUGAUACUGGUUGCCUUGAGCCAGAUGUUUCUAGCACUGACUCAAACUUCAAUUGAUGUUAAGGAUGUUGAAAUCAGCCAAUGUCACAUCAUGGGGAUUUUCCAUAUUAGCUUGAAAGGUGUUUACAAUCUGUCACUGGUUCAAGCACAUAAUGCCUGUAAACAACUUGACUCACUGUUGGCAACAAAGGCACAGGUCGAACGUGCACAUCAGCUAGGCUUCGAAAUGUGCAGGUAUGGUUGGGUGGACGACGGUUUUGUUGUUAUCCCAAGAAUCAGUUCAAAGGAGCAAUGUGGAAAAAACGGAACAGGCGUUUUGGUUUGGAAAGUUGAUCCUGACAAAUCAUACGAUGGUUACUGUUUCCAGAAGAAUGAUGCCAAGAAGAUGAAUACUUGUGAGCUGUCAACUGAACAGGUAGUCCAGUUCAUGAAUCCAACAGAAACAUCAUUAACAGAUCUGGGUCACACAAACACGAACAAUGGAACAGAAUUCAGCUUUGAAUCCAUCACCCCAUUGGACAGCAGAACUUUGGUACCUUGGGAAACAAAUACCUUUUUGUCAACCUCAACUGAUUCAAUCCCUCAAUCAACCCCCUCCUCAGAAUCGCUCUGUACUACAGAGAAGAGUUCCAAAGAUUCCAGCAAUUUGAUUAUCUUUUUGGCUUUGAGUCUGGUGGCAUUCAUUUUAUUCGUGAUCUUUGUGGCUACUUUGGUCUAUUGUCUCAGAAAACGCAAGAAGCAGUUUUCAUAUUUACACGGGCAGCCAAAAGAAGCCAUUGAAGCUGAAGUAUGGAGCAAUAACCUGAUAGAAAACAGCUCACCAUGAGAAGACACAGAGAAAGAAUCCAAAUAACAAACGAUGAGAUUGCAUCUUUAAACAUCAAACAAGCAAACUAAUUCAAUAAACAUUAAGUAUAAGGAAGCGGGAUUAGAAUUGGUUUUAAACAGAAUUACAGUGAUUGUAAAGAAACAAGAUGUAACAAAAAUUGAAUGUAAAGCACAGAAAUUGGUCAUUCAGUUCAAUUAAUCAGUGUUGGUACUUUUGCUCCAUUUAAGCCUUCUAGCAACCUUGAUGAUUUUCCAGGCUUGAUGUCAGCAUUAAUACAUAUGUGCACAGACUCAGUGUUCUACAAUCUCAUUACUUGUAAGAUAAAUAACGAGACAAACUAAAAUGUUUCACCAAAGUAUCUCAUUCAAUACUUAAUUAAACAGAACCUAACACAACUAAUCUUUGACAUGGUGUCAAUACUAUAACUGAAUGAAUCUCAGUCUGUUUUCAUCACUGCUGCAGUUCUUACUUUGGAUGACAGUACUAUUUAUGUGAAGAUUACAUGAUAUAUCCAGCUUUGCAUCUCCCAGCAGAUUAUAAUGUAAUGAGGGGUGGGAGAAUAGGGGAGGCUGGGGAAGCUUGAAGAACAGGUGGGGAGGGUUCAGGUAGAGACCGGGAGAAUGAGUGAUGUGAAAAACAGUUGGGGCUGGAAAGAGUUGGGGGAAGAUUCAGGGGAAAAAGCUGAAAUAUUAAGUCAUUAUGUUAAAGCUUAAUGGACCAACUGGCCAUUUCUUGCGUACAAUUUUUUAUGUUACACUUGGAUGCAACAUUAUCUUAUGAAUGUAGUCAAAUUUCUUCCGCAAGAGAUAAAAAGAAUCAUGCUGAGGUUGGUCAUUGGACAUCUAUGGUGCAUGCACUGAUAACAUAUGACAUGGGCCAGGUCUAUAUCUGAUGUGUUAUUUCAAUAUGUCAUGGAUUAUCUUUACCUGUCCAUUUUUCUUCACAUUGUUAUUGGGUUCCCUGAGCUGUGAAACAGAGCCACCCUAUCCACAUCCUCUUGAUUGGUGCAAGAGCAAUUUUAGCUUAGAUAGAGAUCUCUGGAAAAAUCCUCUCUCUGUCAAGCAGUAAUGUGGGCAAAAAGAUCCUAAUUAACGAGUGAAAAUAGCUUGCAAAAUGUGGGGGUGAAAAGUAAUUACAUUGAAAGUGAACAAGAAUAAUUGGACCAAGGCAUGAAUUAAUAACCCAGUACCAAUAAGUGUACUUUAAUUUUAAAUGUUCAUGUCCUCAGUGAAGAAGGCAUAAUUAUAAAGACAAGUUUAUAUGGAAAAUUUUCAUUGCAAUCUUAGAAAUGUAUGUUUUGAAAAGUUGACACAGGUGUGGAUGUAAUAUAUUAAUCCUCUGAACACAGUCUUAGUUUUGAUGAGAUCCUGCCAUAAAUGCACAUGUAAGCUGAAAAACUGUUACAACAUGUUUAACAGACAGAUAGGCAUAAUUAUCAGCAAAAUAUUUUUAGAGAUUUACAAAAGUUUUAUUCUACGCCUAUAAUUUAGAGCAAAUGCCAGUUCCGACCUUUCCCUUCUGGACUCUUUCUCCAAUUAAGAUGCGGAAAUGUUUUCUAUUACAGUGGCAAUGGAACAUUGUUGGAUCCACCUUCAAUUGUGAACAUUCUAACAUUAACAGGCUGCCCUUACUGAAAAAUAACACAUCACAGGACCAUAAGAUAAUAAGAUACAGGAGCUCUGCCAUUCAAUCGUGACUGAUAUGUUUCUCAACCCUAUUCUCCUCCUUUCGCCCCGUAAUCCUGAUUCCUUUCCUAAUCGCAGAGCGUCAUUUAAUCCAUUUCUGCAUUU